Molecule: messenger RNA, 2854 nt
Organism: Mesocricetus auratus (golden hamster)
Lineage: Eukaryota; Metazoa; Chordata; Mammalia; Rodentia; Cricetidae
Gene: Gimap4
Product: GTPase, IMAP family member 4
Exons: 3
Coding region: 965-2062 (365 amino acids)
Molecular function (GO): GTP binding
Source: RefSeq, a predicted model, not a curated record
AAUUUGUGGGUUGUACAUUAGAGGCUGGUGAGUUCAGCAGCGGGAACACAGCUGGAGACUAUGCUCCCCCACUCCCGCUAUUUCCAGAGUCUGCAAGGGAAGUGAUGGCAGCAAUGGUCUUUCCCAGCUGUGAGCUUCAUGCAGACCAUUUUAAAUUUUUUUAUAUGGAUGGGUGUUUGCCUACAUGCAUCUGUGUGCUUGGAACCCACAGAUGCCUUGGAACUGGAGUUAGAGAUGGUUGUGAGCCACCACGUGGUUGCUGGCAAUCCAUCCUGGGUCCUGAGAAAGAGCAGCCAGUGAUUUUAAGUACUUGGUCCAUCACCCCAGGGCAAUUUUGACAAUGUUUUUAAUGAGUUUGUUAAGUGUUUCAAUAGAAGUUUUGAGCUUUUAAAACUCUGUAACAAUGAUUCUAGGAAGAAACACUGUACAUACACCACACCCACUCAGGACUGAACUGUGAGUGGCCAUAACUGGGUCCUUCCUCCAGGUGGAAGGCAGAGAAAAGUUCUUCUUGGCCAAUAUCAUCAGUCCAAAGUGAUGCUCAGGGAGAUCUAGUACAUCGAGAUCUCCCUGACAUGUUUUCUCAACCUCCUCCCCACAGCCUGUUUUUGUACCAUCCCACGUUAAUGGCAGGAUACAUGGUCCCUCCAUCUUAACCUUUCUACUCUAUAAAAUGACCACAACUCAUGUGAUGAGUAAGACAAAAGGAGAAGGAGAGGGGACAGGAAAUGUUUGUGGCUGGUGAAGGGAGGAUGCGUUUUAGGGCACAGACAUAUUUAGCAUCAACUGUCUUACUCUCAUAAGAGGGGUUCUGGGAAAUGGGCUGACAACAACUACUGAGUCUACAAAUUCUCAAAAAAAACUGCAAUGAAAAAAAUCACCCUCUGGCCCCUUUGCUGCAAACCUUCAAAUGAGGUAAACCGAAGACUUGUGUACGUAUGAGAAGGGAAUCCAGAGAAGAAAAAUGUCAGUUUCGUAUCUGGACAUUCCUGCUCCCAGUGUCCCAACUGCAGAAGGCAACACAUUCGUGGGACCCUUCAGGGCACAGUGCAGCACAUGGAAAGGGACUCAAGCUACAAUGGCAGACCAGUACCAUGGUGUGGGGUCCACAACCAGAAAGUCAAAGACCAGCUAUGAGCUUGGAAGCAAAGACCAGGGAAAUUCUCAACUGAGAAUUGUCUUACUGGGAAAAACUGGAGCAGGAAAGAGUGCCACAGGGAACAGCAUCCUUGGAGAGAAAGUCUUUCAUUCUGGCAUUUGUGCCAAAUCUAUUACCAAGGUCUGCGAGAAAAGAGUGAGUACUUGGGGUGGGAGAGAGCUCGUUGUCGUGGACACGCCCGGUGUUUUUGACACUGAGGUAUCAGAUGUUGACACAAGAAAAGAGAUUGCUCGCUGUGUUGCCCUGACCUCCCCAGGGCCUCAUGCUCUGCUCCUGGUGGUCCCAUUGGGGCGCUACAGUGUGGAAGAUCAUAAGGCUACACAGAAGAUUCUGAGCAUGUUUGGAAAGAAGGCUAGAAGAUUCAUGAUUCUCUUGCUCACCAGGAAGGAUGACUUGGAAGAUGCUGAUAUCCAUGAAUACUUAGAGAAUGCUCCAGGCAUUCAGGAGCUGGUCGGUAAGUUUGAGGAUCGCUACUGUUUGUUCAACAACAAAGCAUCGGGAGUGGAGCAGGAGGACCAGAGGACACAGCUGUUGGCCUUGGUCCAGAGCAUGGUGAUGGAAAAUGGUGAAAAAUGCUUUACCAACAAGAUGUACAGAAGUGCCGAGGAAGAAAUUCAGAAACAAACCCAGGAGAAGCAAGAAUGGUACAGAGAGCAGUUGGAGAGAGAUCGCGCACGGAUAAGAGAGGAGUAUGAAGAACAGAUUAGAGACCUGAAAGAUCAGCUGGAGAGGGAAAAGAGAAAGGCACAAAUGGAGAAUGAAUUCUACAGAACAGAAGCUUUCUAUGCAGAGAGACAGCAAAAUGCCAGGAGGGAAGUUGAGAACCAAAACACAAUACUUGAAGUAAUCCUAAAAGUAUGGGAGGUUGCUCGCUUUAUCAUCAAUCACUUUAUGCAAGACUAAUAGACCUAGUCAGUAAGACUAGACCUCAUCUCCAUUUUCUGCAUCUUUUUCCUGAUAACUCUGCCCUACAGGACUCACUCCUCAAUAUUCAAAUGCUCUAGUUUCUGUCUUCCAGAACUAAAGAAUGAAGUAAAGGUCACUUUUGGCAGUUGGUAGAUGUUCAAUUGACUUAACAAAAACUGACCAAUUCUGAAUUUGUGGAACUACAAAGAAGAAUGUAUUAAUGCUUGCCACCCUUGUGCUCUUCCUCAGAGAACCCCCCCCAGGAGCCUCUAGAAGAUGACUGUAAGAUGUGCCCACUUGUCCUCUUCUGAAUUCUUGACAAUAAUCUUCACCUGCGACUUCUAUACAAUGCUGCCCAUUUUUUGGACAACAGUCUUCUGUGUUUUAUUAGGAAGUUCAAUUCUUUGCAAGAGGCAAUCUUUGGGCAGGAGUAGAUGACUGUACAGUUCUCAAUUAAUUUUGGUUUGUUUAAUUACAUGUUCAUGAAUGGCCUCAAAUUGUUCCCUGUCUGCCCUUUGAAGCAAAGCAGAUCUCAUAAGUCAACUAAUCCAGGAUGAGCACUAAUUAGUAUUUUAAUAGACAGUACUACAGUGUUUAGUUAUGUUUAGGUGUACCUCUAGAAGCUCUCUGUCAACCUUUUAACCAGUUUGAUAAAGUCUGUUCUCUUCUUGAGAAAUUAUCUGGCUGCUCCAACCCCACCCUGCACCCCAAUACAUCCAGCUUGUACCGCUUCUGCCCCAUCCAGCUAAUUUGCUUAUUAUUGUUAUAAUAAACUUUUCUGUUGCCUCA